Phyllotreta striolata is the source of this 548-nucleotide messenger RNA. NCBI's taxonomy places the organism in Eukaryota, Metazoa, Arthropoda, Insecta, Coleoptera, Chrysomelidae. The record is from the annotation of a GenBank genome assembly.
UUUAUUUAAAAAACAAAUUUUAUUUCUUAAGUCAAUAACUUAAAAAACACAUUUGAACCUUAAUCGAAUAAUCCCAAGCCCAUGUCAUCGUCAGAUUCCUCGGGUUCGGGCUCCUUCUUCUUCUCUUCCUUGGCGGGAGCGGCGGCAGCUGCGGCUUGGGGAGCAGCAGCGACGGCGGCUCCGGCGGGGGCGGCACCUACUCCGGAUCCAAUGUUAGUGAUGAGCUCCUUGAUGUUGACACCUUCGAGAGCCUUGGCGAAAAGUCCGGGCCAGUAGGGCUCAACGUCUACGUUGGCGGCUUUCAAGAUGGUCUGGAUUUUUUCACCCUUAAAAAGAUUGAUUGCGAUAUCAUCAUCAGCUAAAAUAAGGGCCGAGUAGACGCAGGCGAGUUCAGCGUUUGAAGCCAUUUUGUACUGUUUCUAAUAGUUUUUAGUAUAAAAAUUGGUGCAAGUCGCCGUGGGGCCUUAGCUCUUUAGAGAACAAGCACACGUCUCGUUUGAAAUGUGCAAAGAAAAGAAUUGGAAGUCUUGAAGUUGUCAAUGUCAAAU